Molecule: messenger RNA, 375 nt
Organism: Mesorhabditis belari
Lineage: Eukaryota; Metazoa; Nematoda; Chromadorea; Rhabditida; Rhabditidae
Source: the annotation of a GenBank genome assembly
AUGCUUUUAUUUACGAUCACUUUCGCCUUUCUUGGUUUGAUCGUACCGUUUUUGAUCACAAAUUUCCCCGAUCAACGUGUGAACUUCAACCAAUACUCGGGCUUUUACUCGGUUGGAGUAAAUGGAGAUUGUCAACUUCAUUAUCGGUUUCUUGAACCUCAAAACAGUCCAAGGAUCAAUCCUGUGGCUAACGGGAGGACCAGGAUGUUCAGGCUUAUCCACGCUACUCACCGAGUUUGGACUUUUCUUUAUUUCAACGCACUAUUAGCAUUGCAAGCUAAUGCUGACGAAGAAACGCUGAAAUCGAAUUUAUUUGCAUGGAAUCGAAACAGCUCUGUGCUCGUCUUUGAGGCACCAGCUGGAGUUGGAUUCUUG